UGUACGUUCCGUUUAUUCCAUUUGUCUAAGUCACUAUGCUAAUAUUGAAAGCUGACUGUGACUCACGUGGUGCAUUCAGGGUACUUGUUUGUUUCAAGGUGCACCUUUGCAAAAUGUUAGAUAAUCAUCAUUUUAGCAGGUGCACGAUUUACCACAAAAGCCCUCUCCAGCAGCCCAGACUCGAUUGAAACAAAUUAGACAAAGGUGGCGUUUACAAGUACUUGUAGGAUAAAAGUGGAAAUAGGCGAAAAAGGUAACCAUUGUCUCAAUUUCGACGGUAUUUUGGGGCUCUAUGCUUUCAUAUGUUUUAAAGCAAAAUUUUAGAGGCGAUAUUAAAAAUCAUUCUUAUUGAAAAUACAGGACUUACACAGCAUGCUAUAAAGGAUUAUUUUUUAUACGAUGUUAAGAUAAAAUCAUUGUUAUUUAAAAUACCUAGCGAACUCACGCAGUAUUGUAUAAACGAUUCUAUUUAGCACUGUUAGCAAUGAUAGCACAUUUCAGUCUUUUAAUAAGAUUAAAAAGUAAAAAUAGAUGAAAAUUAACCCAAAGAAACUGUCUUGUGUUUACCAGGCAUGAACAGGGAGAAGUCUACAAAAUAUUCACCUUAAAAACAAACUUUUCAUCAUAGUCAAGCAUUCAUCUUAUACCAAGCUGGGACUGAACGACUACGGCUAUUGCGUCACGAAAAUGUUCGCUCUUAGCAAUUUGAUCUUCCUUCUCUUGUCGAUGCAUCAAGAAAAGGCGAGGAACUAUAUCAUCUUGAGCGACGAAUCUUCACCUGUUCAAAAUCAAUCGAGUUUUUUUUCCAACAGCAAGAUUACACUCAAUUUCAUCUCAGGCAAGAACCCAAGCUUGGAUGCUGCUCUUAAGGUGUUUUGCACAAAUCGGGAAAACUCAGUUUUGAUUGGUUGUCUUGGUAGCAGGCUUGAUCUUCUCUUAGUGGAUCUUUCUCGAUUCUUAUCCAUACCGUUUAUUUGUGUUGGAGAGACGUUUGCCCAAACCACUCUUCAGACUCAGCCAUACAUCACUAUUGGUGCGUCGACCGUCGCAGUGCUCGGGGUCGUCUCGCAAAUGGUAGUCAUGUCAUCCUCUACCCAUGUUUUUUUCGUUGGAACUAAGACCCAGAUCAACAGUAUUCUGCCUUACGCACUGGCACAAGAACAAAAUGAAAAUACUUUCUUCUCAGGCAUCACUGGAAGUUUUUCCAAGGAUUUGGACGCUGCCUUACAGAAGAUAAAUUCUAGAAAGGAUUUGGUGCUGAUUGUGUUUCUUGACAACUCCAUUAUAGCCAGGGAUAGAACCUUAAGGAACGCCAUAUGUAAUGUUGCUUCACAUAUAAAGGCUGUGAUAUUCAACGACGGGAAAAAAGAAAAUUGGGGAUUAAAGUCCAAAAAGAGUGAUAUUUUAUUCAUUAAAGUGGGUAAUGACAUAGAGACUCUUACGAAAGACGCAUUAAGACUAACGGAUGCAACGCUUUCGCGAAAGAACAACACACAUGAUUGCUUGGCUGGAAAGAAUCAAGAUAGUAUCUACAAAGCGUCAUUCAAACGCCUUGUUGACACUGGGGGACUGCAAUCUGAAAUAGCCACUAAGCUAUCAUCCCUAGGAGAUCAGGCUAACACAGAGUUCCUCAUCAGCAAACUGCUGCCAUCCUCUCAAGAUGUGGAAUUAGUUGGACAAACACCCAACGGAAAGCUAGUGAUGCUUCAGAAUCUACUACGACCAAACCUCAAGUGUAAAAAUCCCAGAGCACUCUGUGUUGUAGCAAUAUUGGAUAUACUUUGCUUUAAAAGCUUGUAUGAAGUGAAAUCAUCUAACGAGUGCAUCUUAUCACAUAUGUGUACAGUGUACGGCGAAGAGGUUGGUGACAACAACACAGUAACCCCUCGGGUAAGGCAUUUUUGCUGUAAGGGAUUCGCUAUUGAUAUUCUCAUGAACUUGGAAAGAGAUUUGGAGUUUGAAGCUGAGAUUUACCUUGUUGAAGAUAAAAAGUAUGGCGUUUAUGACAAGAAGCUAAAAAGGUGGAAUGGAAUGAUCGGAGAUUUGGUUGACGGAAGGGCCGAGCUUGCUCUCACUAGUUUUGAAAUGUCUUCCGCAAGACAAGCUGUGAUUGACUAUGCUGAUGCUGCCUUUAUGUACCACGAUCGUAUCAUCAUAAUGCCAGUUAAAAGUUCUUAUACGUCACAUGACUGGUUUGGGUUCAUGAAACCUUUCGGCACUCACUUGUGGGUUGCUUUUGUAUCAACAAGUGUAGUCCUGGUUAUAAUGGUUUGGCUCAUCGACAAGUACAGUCCCUACGGCCACAAGCACCACUUCCAGGUGUUCACUCUGCGCGACAGCUUCUCUUAUCUCUCCAGCACCGUAUUCAAGAUCAACCUGGACGAUGUGACAGCGCGCAGUCCAAGCGCGAGGUUCACUUACGCCGUGUUUUCAUUUGGGACGUUGAUUCUGAUUUCUACGUACACCGCGAAUCUAAUGGUGUUUCUAAUAGAGAAAAAAGUAGAGUUUCCAAUCUCAGGAUUACAUGAUCCGAAGCUUCGAGAUCCAAAUUCAGGAAUUCGUCUCGGGCUACUUCAAGGAUCAAACGCGGAGCUUAUGUUUAAACAAACCAAUGAUAAAACCCUCAUGGCGAUUGGAAAAAAUGCUGUUUUAGUGGGAGAAGAAACGGGACAAUACGACAUGCUUGAUGACGGGACACUAGAUGCUAUUGUAGACGUCACUCCAUAUUCUGAGCACUUUACCGCCCUGAGACCCAACAAGUUCUAUGGUGUCGUCGACGUGGUAAGAACGAUGGGGGGAGCUUGUGCCUUUAGAAAGGGCUCCCCAUGGAACGCCAGAAUUUCAGCAAGACUCCGCGAAUACAAAAGCAAUGAAUACUUCGAUCAUCUGCUGAAUAGGUGGCUUCUAAAAUUUACCAAGAAAACCACACAAGACUCUUCAAACCAGCUCGGAAUUCAUCACUUAAAAGGGCUGUUUCUUAUUUUAUUGCCCUUAACGGUUGUGGUUUGCAUUAUCUUAGUGGUAGUGGAAACAUUGUUUCUAAGAAAGGUGAGAGAAUUUGAGGUCACAGUUAUUGGUUAUCAGGAAGAUGCUACGGUAGAACGCACUAAUGAGCAUAUAAACACUGAACUGUAAGCUCUCGUAAGCGCCCGUCUCAUCACGUGACCAGGCUAGAGCAUCAAUUGACCGGGUUAGAUCAACACGUGGCCAGGUAAGAUUAUGACCGCCUCAUCACGUGACCAGGUUAGAUCCUCACGUGGCCAGGUUAGAUCAUGACCGCUUCAUACCUUAUUACACUAAAUUUUCGCGUCACUUUAAUUUCGCGAAAUUCGCGAUUUUAAUAGAUUCGCGAAAAUAAAGUGAUUCGAAAAUAAAGUGUCGCGAAAAUUAAGUGAGUACACAAGAAACAUUUGGGGGAAUAUUGGUCGUUUAAUAAACUUUAUGUAAACA
Nematostella vectensis (starlet sea anemone) is the source of this 3450-nucleotide messenger RNA. RefSeq lists its product as uncharacterized. NCBI's taxonomy places the organism in Eukaryota, Metazoa, Cnidaria, Anthozoa, Actiniaria, Edwardsiidae. The record is from RefSeq and is a predicted model, not a curated record. The transcript has 5 exons. The coding region runs from base 688 to 3135 and encodes 815 amino acids. Gene Ontology annotation, cellular component: postsynaptic membrane; plasma membrane. Gene Ontology annotation, molecular function: transmitter-gated monoatomic ion channel activity involved in regulation of postsynaptic membrane potential; glutamate-gated receptor activity. Gene Ontology annotation, biological process: modulation of chemical synaptic transmission; synaptic transmission, glutamatergic.